Molecule: messenger RNA, 508 nt
Organism: Ochotona princeps (American pika)
Lineage: Eukaryota; Metazoa; Chordata; Mammalia; Lagomorpha; Ochotonidae
Product: protein S100-A4
Exons: 3
Coding region: 159-464 (101 amino acids)
Biological process (GO): positive regulation of canonical NF-kappaB signal transduction
Cellular component (GO): nucleus; cytoplasm; perinuclear region of cytoplasm
Molecular function (GO): transition metal ion binding; RAGE receptor binding; calcium ion binding
Source: RefSeq, a predicted model, not a curated record
CACACCACACCAGCACACAGCAGGAGGGCAGCGUCCGCCCCCCAUCCCCUUGCCAUGGGCAGGGCCUGCCCGGGGUAUAAAUAGUCAGACCGCUGGGCUCUCCCCACUCUUCCUCUCUCCUCAGCACUUCCUCUCUCGGCCUGAUCCUGACAGCUGCCAUGGCGUGCCCCCUGGAGAAUGCCCUGGAUGUGAUGGUGUCCACCUUCCACAAGUACUCGGGGAAAGAGGGAGACAAGUUCAAGCUCAACAAGGCGGAGCUGAAGGAGCUGCUGACCCGUGAACUGCCCAGCUUCUUGGGGAAAAGAAGAGAUGAAGCUGCCUUUGAGAAGCUGAUGAACAACUUGGACAGCAACAAGGACAACGAGGUGGACUUCCAGGAGUACUGCGUCUUCCUGUCCUGCAUCGCCAUGAUGUGCAAUGAGUUCUUUGAAGGGUUCCCGGAUAAGCAGCCCCGGAAGAAGUGAAGGCUCCUCGGAUGCCGCUGGGGGCUUGCCCGUGACGGGUGGUG